Molecule: messenger RNA, 519 nt
Organism: Limulus polyphemus (Atlantic horseshoe crab)
Lineage: Eukaryota; Metazoa; Arthropoda; Merostomata; Xiphosura; Limulidae
Product: voltage-gated potassium channel subunit beta-3-like
Exons: 5
Coding region: 10-360 (116 amino acids)
Biological process (GO): regulation of potassium ion transmembrane transport
Cellular component (GO): voltage-gated potassium channel complex
Molecular function (GO): transmembrane transporter binding; potassium channel regulator activity
Source: RefSeq, a predicted model, not a curated record
CGAGCACCAAUGGCCAGUCUAGAAUGCUUGGACGAAAGCACGAUGUCCAGCGAAAGCCCAAUGACUACUCGACCUCCGAGUCGGCAACCCUCUGUCCACUGGGCCACGGGAAUGCGUUAUAGAAACCUUGGAAAGUCUGGUUUGAGAAUUUCUUGUAUCGGCUUUGGCACGUGGGUGCAUUUUGGAACACAGCUUUCUGAAGAGAGGGCAGAGGAUAUUCUGACUGCUGCUUAUGAGAGUGGAAUCAACAUUUUUGACACAGCCGAUGCCUAUGGUGGUGGAAAGGCAGAGAUUAUGCUUGGAAAGAUUCUAAAGAAGAAAGGUUGGAGGUACGUUACGAAUGUUGUCACUUUUCUCUGAGGACGAGGAUACUUGAUUAACUUGUUUACCUCUUUCUGAGAACGAGAAUACUUUAUUAAUUUAUUUACCUCUGUAUGAGGACGAGAAUACUUUAUUAAUUUAUUUACCUCUGUAUGAGGACGAGAAUACUUUAUUAAUUUAUUUACCUCUGUAUGAGGA